UCCCCGGGCCCCCGUCAGGUCCUGGGCUUGCUUUCAGCCUUCUCAGACACCGCUCAGCACCGCUCCGUCCGCUGGUGCCCUGGUCUGCAAAUAUCUUGUUCUGUUCCCAGCGGGGCGUGCGGGUCAGGGCACCCCCGUGCCUGCCCACCCCCCUGUGCCGCCGUCUCUCCAGGCCUUAGGUCUUCUUAUCAUAGGCAGCUAAGUUAGAUAGAAGUUAAUGGGCACUCAGACACGGAGGGGCCCUGCAGGAAGUCAGUGCAAAAGGCGAGAGCACACCAGAACCCUGCGUACGCUGGCUGUGUGACCGCUGUCCCCGCUGGAUCAAUAUUAGCUAAGCAGCUAUCUUAGCGUGGUUAUCGGCUGACCCGGGCUGCACCCCCCCUGUGACUUUGCCGUGUGAUUUACCCUUGACAAAGGGCCACGUGGCCGCCACUUCCGGGGCCCCCCUGUCUCUCAAGACCUUUCCUCCUCUUAACCUCCUUUGUCCUUUUGAAUUCGUUCUUCCGUUUCAGGGGACAUGAACUUGGCACACCCGACAGCUAGCGGGUUGGGAGUGUAUUUCUCUUGCAUCCCUCUUGCAAGGCGGCAUGUACGCUGUCCCGGGCGUGAGGGGUGUGGUGCAGGGUUGGUCCACUUUGCCCUGUCAGCGCCCCCAUGCUGGACUCGGGUCUGCUCUAGGUCCUGCAAAGAGCCAGAGAGGGACACCAGAGAAGACCUCCCCCCAAAGCCAUCCUCAGCGCGGCAUCACACUGCUGCCCACGCGCUGACUCAGGCCUAGCACGCCUGCCCGGAGUGAGUCCGUCUGCACUCGCCCGGAGCUGUAUUUAAGAGAACAUGUCCCAUUAAGUUUCCUGGGCCGCAGAGGAAAAGAGAAAAGGAAACAUCUCUCUACAGUUCUCAAUGUUUGCUGGAAGAAAACACAAAUUUCCUGUAAUUUUACCUGCUUGUUGGCAACGAAGAGCAAAUCUGACACAUGGACGUGAGGAAGCCGCGGUGCCCCGAGGAGGGCCGGACGCAGAGCCGUGCUGGGAUUCUCCCUUCGUCUUUACUGAAAUUGAAUCAGCUUCAGGAAUGGCAACUGCACAGAACUGGUUUGCUGAAAAUUCCUGAAUUCAUUGGAAGAUUCCAGAACCUCAUUGUGUUAGAUUUGUCUCGAAACACUAUCUCAGAGAUACCCCCAGGAAUUGGACUGCUCACUAGACUUCAGGAACUAAUUCUUAGCUACAACAAAAUCAAGACUGUCCCCAAGGAGCUAAGUAACUGUGCCAGCUUGCAGAAGCUAGAACUGGCUGUUAACAGAGAUAUAUGUGAUCUUCCACAAGAGCUCAGCAAUCUCCUAAAACUUACCCACCUUGAUCUGAGUAUGAACCACUUUACUACAAUCCCUCCUGCUGUGCUGAACAUGCCUGCCCUCGAGUGGCUGGACAUGGGGAGCAACAGACUUGAACAACUUCCCGAUACCAUAGAAAGAAUGCAGAAUCUUCAUACACUGUGGCUACAACGGAAUGAAAUAACAUGCUUGCCAGAAACAAUCGUCAGUAUGAAAAAUCUGGGUACUCUUGUUCUCAGCAACAAUAAACUGCAAGACAUCCCAGCAUGCAUGGAGCAGAUGGCCAGUCUGAGGUUCGUCAACUUUAGAGACAACCCGCUGAAGUUAGAAGUAACUCUUCCUCUUGGGAACAGUGCAGAGGAAGAGGAGGAACGCGAAUUAUUCGGCCUUCAGUUCAUGCACAUCUACAUACAAGAGUCCCGGAGAAGAGCAGAUGACCAAGCCAAGUGUUCAGAUACUUUACCAACCUGUACGAAUACUGAUGGAUAAUGUAAUUCAAAAUGCCCUGCCGAAGAGGAUUAUUUUCAGAAUUUGGUGAACACUCUGGAUUUCUCAAGUAAAAAGCAAAGCUGCUGCCACAGAUGAAUGAGGCCACGGUGUUUUUUUAAAGAUCUGCUAUUCAAAUCAUAUUUUUGUAAAUAUAAAAAUAUAAUUUAAAAAGGUAUUUUUGGUGGAAGACAGAUGAUAUUCA
Chinchilla lanigera (long-tailed chinchilla) is the source of this 2021-nucleotide messenger RNA. It is a transcript of the gene Lrrc39, whose product is annotated as leucine rich repeat containing 39. The record is from RefSeq and is a predicted model, not a curated record. Lineage: Eukaryota; Metazoa; Chordata; Mammalia; Rodentia; Chinchillidae. Gene Ontology annotation, molecular function: protein binding. The transcript has 7 exons. Bases 974 to 1819 code for a protein of 281 amino acids.